AUGGGCAAUGCCUGCUGGGAGCUGUACUGCCUGGAGCACGGGAUCCAGCCGGACGGCCAGAUGCCCAGCGACAAGAUACGAGGAGGAGGAGACGACUCGUUCAACACCUUCUUCAGUGAGACUGGAGCUGGGAAGCACGUUCCUAGAGCUGUGUUCGUGGACCUGGAGCCAACGGUUAUAGAUGAGGUGCGCACUGGGACUUACCGACAGCUGUUCCACCCUGAGCAGCUGAUCUCUGGGAAGGAGGACGCUGCAAACAACUACGCCCGUGGCCACUACACUGUCGGCAAGGAGAUCAUCGAUGUUGUGCUCGACAGAACUCGUAAACUCGCCGACCAGUGCACUGGACUGCAGGGCUUUCUAAUCUUCCACUCAUUUGGAGGAGGCACUGGAUCCGGCUUCACCUCUCUGCUGAUGGAGCGCCUCUCUGUCGACUAUGGCAAGAAGUCCAAGCUGGAGUUUGCAGUUUACCCAGCUCCUCAGGUGUCCACUGCAGUAGUUGAGCCGUACAACUCGAUUCUCACCACCCACACCACUCUGGAGCACUCAGACUGUGCCUUCAUGGUGGACAAUGAAGCAAUCUACGACAUCUGCCGCAGAAACCUUGACAUCGAACGCCCCUCUUACACCAACCUGAACCGGCUGAUCGGCCAGAUCGUGUCCUCCAUCACUGCCUCUCUGCGCUUUGAUGGAGCUCUAAACGUGGACCUCACAGAGUUCCAGACCAACUUGGUGCCCUACCCUCGAUUGUACAAUGCUGACCAAAAGCGGAUUAAAGUGGUGAAUGCGCUACGGGAGAUGGCUGGAGAGGCCGAGGACCAGAUUCCCGAAACUGGAGCCGUUUUCACAUUUGGAAAGAGCAAGUUUGCAGACAACAUUCCCAGUAUGUUUUGGCUGAAGAACGACGUCCCGCUGAAAGUUGCCUGUGGAGACGAGCACACGGCUGUGAUCACAGCAGUAGUGUAG
Knipowitschia caucasica is the source of this 966-nucleotide messenger RNA. Lineage: Eukaryota; Metazoa; Chordata; Actinopteri; Gobiiformes; Gobiidae. The record is from the annotation of a GenBank genome assembly.